GCUUGAGAUUCUCAAGCUGUUAAGUCUAUUCUCAUCUAUUUAUAUAAAAUCAUUUAAAUGGAUAAUUCGGUCUAGAACUAGGCUUUUUCGAAAAUGAAUUUAUUAAUACAUGGAUUGAUAUUAUUAGGUAGCAUAUACCUAAAUGAGGCUGGCUAUGGAAUUCGACAACCUGAACUAAAUCCGCAAUCGGAUGUGGAAGCCCCUGCUUACUUACCGACUAACGCAAGGAACUACGAAUAUGCCAAAACAAGAUACUCGCCGCGAAACUACGGAGGCACUAAGACUGGAUAUGGCGGCACCAAAACUGGAUAUGGUGGCACCAAGACUGGGUACGGUGGUACCAAGACAUCACGUGCUGGUAUGUCUGCGUAUAGAAGCACUAAGUCUUAUGCUGGUACCAAGACGGGAUAUAGCGAGAAGAGGACCUGGCAGGCCGCGGCGUCUCCCCCAGCGUACAGCCAGUUUGUCAACCAUGUCAAGGAACCAUAUAAGAGUCAAUGUGAAGUGGAGUGCCAAAACAAUGGGAUAUGCAUUUACACGAACACUUGUGAAUGUCCUCCCAACUUUACCGGCAAGUACUGUGAAUUUGAAAAGAAACCCUGCCUCGUCUUCCCACCCAUACCAAAGAAUUCAGUGCGGGAAUGUUCUGCGGAACUAUGCACGAUCCAAUGUUUGGCGCACCACAAGUUCCUAGAUGGCACAACAGUGGCCAACAUGCGCUGUGUGAACGGCCACUGGGAGCCAACCCGCGCGGAUCUAACUUCGAUUCCCGACUGUGAACCAGAAUGUAGCCCGCCUUGUGGGAAUGGCGGGAGAUGUAUCGGCUUCAACAACUGCUUCUGUACGGAAGCGUGGAGGGGACCGCAGUGCCAAUAUCCGGUGAGCAAGUGUGCGAUCAGCAAGGCGCACAUGAUCGCGUACGAGUGCGUGAUGAGCGCGGACACGCAGACUUGCCGCGCGUGGUGUCCCGCGGGCACAGUACCCCGCACUCCACUCGCCAAAGAAUACACGUGUCAUUUUGCUACGGGCGUGUAUGAGCCGGAGCUGCCGCAUUGUGAACUAGAGGAAAUCGUCAUUGUUACUCCCAGCAACUAUCAUCCGAAUCAAUACUACUCGAUUUACACCCCAAAUUCUACGGAAACCCUGACAAGUCCACGACCAGCGGUCCAUCCGGUGGUGGUGGUAGAGGACCUAACUCCCAAGGGAGGGAGCUGUCUGACCUGGGCUGGAGUGCACUAUAAAACGUUUGAUGGCAAGAUUUAUAGUUUCGAAUCCCCCUGCCAACACAUCCUGGUGCGUGACGCGGAGGAGCACAAAUACACCGUGUUUAUCACCCACCCUGAGUGUAAGGGUCCUUUCUGUCCUUCGACGAUCAGUGUAUUUCUGGAAGAUAAGGAAUACACGAUAAGCGCUUCUGGAGAUACAGUAGUGUUCCGCAACACAAAGCGAGUGUUACCAAUUCCCGCGACUCUGCCUGGCAUCCGUGUGAGCAUGCCUACUGACAAUCUUAUUGUUGAACUGGAUUCUCUAGGAGUUACUAUUAAAUGGGACUUGAAUAAUCUAGUGGUGGUAGAAGGCACAGCAGCUCUAUGGAACAAGACGGAAGGUCUCUGCGGGACGUUGGACGGUAGUUUGGAAAAUGAUAUGAUGACUAAGGAGAAGAAGGAAGCAAGUACUCUCUCUGCUAUGGUGUCUUCGUGGCAAGUGCAUAAGAUUGGUGAUGUAUGUACUGGCAGCACACGCGAGACAAACGCAUGUUUAAACACAUCAGAUGAAACAAAGAAACAAGCAACGCAGUUCUGCCGCAAAAUGUUCAGUAAGGACAAAUUCAGGAAGUGCUCUGAGGUAAUGGAUGUGAGUCAACUAUUGGAUGCGUGCGAAUGGGACUACUGUGCGUGUACUAAAAGCCAAAUUAUAGAUCCGGAAGAGUGUGCGUGCAAAACGGUUGCCGUGUACGCUAAGGAGUGCUUGCGGCAUGGCGUCGAGGAGAUGACGAGUUGGAGGGACGCUGAGACUUGUCCAAUGAAAUGCCCCGCGGGCAAGAUCUACAGUGCCUGCGGGCCAGAUGCCCAACCGAGCUGCGCAUUCCCAACCGCCGGUCGCAACGGCUCCUGUGUGGAGGGCUGUUUCUGCCCGCCCGGCUUGUUGCUGGAGCGUGGGGCUUGUGUGAAACAGGAGGAGUGCCCGUGUAGGACCAGGAACAAGGUGUUCCCACCGGGGGCUACUGUGCGCAAGAGUUGUAAUACUUGCACGUGCUCAAGCGGCGAGUGGCAGUGUACACAGGCCGCGUGCGGUGCGCGCUGCGGGGCGGCCGGCGACCCGCACUACACCACCUUCGACGGGCUGCGGUACGACUUCAUGGGGAGAUGCUCUUAUACCCUGCUAGCGGCUAAUAAUAUCACUGUGAAUGUGGAUAAUGUGGCCUGCUCGGGGGCUAUCACUGAGGCAAUGAACCUCGCACCCUACAAAGGUGAAGGCAAGCCAUCUUGCACCAAGGCAGUAGAUAUCGAGUACAAUGGAGUCAAAAUUCACAUGAAACAGGGUGGUUUUAUUCUGGCCAAUGGGAAGGAAGUUUCCACAUUGCCUGUUACUGUGGGUGAUGUUAGGAUCCGAGUGGCGUCAUCUUUGUUCGUUAUUGUUCAACUUCCCAUCAAAGUGGACAUAUGGUGGGAUGGCGACACUAGAGUGUUCGUUGAUGUGCCACCAUCGUUUGUUGACCAAACUAAGGGUCUCUGCGGUACAUUCAACCUGAACCAAAAGGACGACUUCCUCACCCCCGAGGGUGACGUGGAGCAGAGUGCAGCAGCGUUCGCCAACAAGUGGAAGACCAGGGAGUUCUGUGAUGACACCAGUACUGAAGAACCGGAGCAUCCCUGCACAGUGAAUGUGGAGAAUAAGGACGUGGCUGAACAGUACUGUGGGAAGCUGAAGAGUUCACUGUUUGAAGCGUGCCACUGGCACGUGGACGUGUCCCCGUAUUACUCGGCGUGCGUGUACGACAUGUGCGCGUGCGCGGGGGACGCCGCGCGGUGCCUGUGCCCCGCGCUCGCGGGAUACGCGGACGCGUGCGCGCGCGCAGGCGUCAUGCUGCACUGGCGGUACGACGUCAAGGAGUGCGAGCUACAAUGCACCGGCGGGCAGGAGUACACAGUAUGUGCCGACAGCUGCGUGCGCACGUGCACCGACGUGGCGCUGGACGCGGGCAACUGUCACCCGCAGUGUGUGGAGGGGUGCGCGUGCCCCGCGGGACAGGUGUUAGAUGACAACAACGAAUGUGUGCCAAUAGCCAAGUGCGGUUGUUACCACUCCGGGCUCGCGUACAAGGCGGGACAGAAACUGGUGCGAGCUGGACGACGGGAACGAGAGCUUUGCACAUGCGCCGGCGCACGAUGGGAGUGCACUCCAGCAACUCCAGAAGACAUUGCUGCGUAUCCUCCCGCUGAGGAUCUGCGGAGCAACUGCACAAGUUCUAAUAACAUGGAGUUCACUACUUGCCUUAGUGCUGAGCCGGUGACCUGUAAGAACAUGCACUUGCCACCCACCACCAUAUCUGGAGAAUGUCGUCCAGGAUGCCGUUGCAAGCCGGGCUUCGUGCUGGACACCAGCUCGGACAGAUGCGUGUUGCCAGUGGCGUGCCCGUGCCACCACGGCGGCACCAGCUACCCGGACGGACACACCAUGCAGGAGGAGUGCAACACUUGCAAAUGCGUGAGCGGCAAAUGGUCGUGCACACAGCAACAGUGCUCAGGCGUGUGCAUGUCGUGGGGAGAUUCGCACAUGGUCUCGUUUGACGGUACCAUGUUUGAUUUCGAGGGUGUUUGUAGUUAUUUAUUGGCCAAGGGCACUAUGGACACGGAGGAUGGAUUCAGUAUUGAGAUACAGAAUGUCCCAUGAGGUACAACAGGGGCCACUUGCUCCAAAGCAAUCACGCUCAGUGUUGGUAGUGGGGACUCUUUGGAGACAGCCACCCUGGCCAAAGGUGCUCCUCUUCCUGAUGGAAGCAGUUUGAAGAGAAUAAAACUCCGUACAGCGGGCGUAUACACGUUCCUGGACGUGCCCACGGCGGGUCUCAGCGUGCAGUGGGAUCGUGGUCUAAGGGCUUAUGUGAAGCUGGAUCCUAUGUGGAGGAAUAGGGUGAAAGGUCUCUGCGGCAACUUCAACGGCGACAACCGUGACGACUUCCAGACGCCAUCUGGCGGAGGACUUGCUGAAUCUUCUGCUUUGCUGUUCGCUGACUCGUGGAAACUGAAGCCGACUUGCCCGAAACCGCAGGAGAUGACUGACCACUGCGCCGAGCGCGCACACCGCAAGGACUGGGCGUUCCACACGUGCGGUGCCCUCAAGCGGCACCCGUUCACACUGUGCCACAGCGAGGUGCCGGUCAGUCCGUUCGUGACGCGGUGCGCGGCGGACGCGUGCGCGUGCGACGCGGGCGCGGACUGCGAGUGCGCGUGCGCGGCCAUCGCUGCGUAUGCGCACGCGUGCGCGUUACGCGGGGUGCAUCUCAGGUGGAGGACGCAGGAACUGUGCCCAAUGCAAUGUGACGAAGAGUGCAGCAACUACAGUGAAUGUAUGUCUGCGUGUCCUCCGGAAACCUGUGACAAUAUACUCGACUAUGCGGACAUUAAAGCAGUUUGUGAACAAGAGACGUGUGUUGAAGGUUGCAAGCCCAACAAGACCUGUCCAGAAGGCACGGUGUACUCCAACAGUUCGCUCAAAGAGUGCGUGGCCCGCAGCCAGUGCAAGCCCCCGUGCAUGGCGCUGGAGGGCGGGCGCGUGGUGCUGGAGGGCGAGGUGCUGGAGGAGGACGCGUGUCACACGUGCCGCUGCUCCAAGCGAAGCCGCGUGUGUACAGGACUGCCCUGCUCCACGGAGAUGACGACACCAGGUUCCACUCCUAUACCAGAAACAACACCUCAUGAUGAAGCGUUCCGCUGUAAGUCCGGCUGGAGCCAGUGGUUCAACCGCGGUGGACCGGAGAAGGACUCCAAUCGACGAUCUUUGGAAAAAGAACCCUUGCCCAAGCCUAAUGAAUUCGCAAGUGGAACACCUACUUGCAAGAAAGAAGACAUGACAGACAUCGAGUGUCGCACAGUGAAGGACCACAAGAGUGCAAAGGAAACUGGACUCAAUGUCGAGUGCAGUUUGGAGCAUGGUCUCUUGUGCGAUGAGGCUGGCGAGUGUCCGGACUUUGAGAUACGGGUGCUGUGCAAGUGUGCAGAAGAACCGUUCCAAUGCCUGAACGCAUCUCACCCGAACAACCCGCACCCGACGGACUGCAGCAAGUUCUACGAGUGCACGCCGGGGAUGGAGUCCCAGGUUCAUGCCGUGGAGAAGUCAUGUCCUCCAGGGCUCAUGUACCACCCUGGGCUCAUGGUCUGUGAUUGGCCAGCUGCUGUCAUCGCUGUUAGACCUGAGUGCGGACAGAUUACUACUGAAGCAGUACCCUCGGUUAGAGUACAAACAGAAAAAGUAACAACACAAACAACUACAACAACAACAACAACACCAUCAUCAACAACUUCAAGUGGUCCGUGUGCCCCGGGUGAAGAGUUCAAGUGCCUGUACCCUUGUGACCAGCUUUGCGAUCACUUCAAGGGGCAGUUGCAGGAUCAGGGGCAGUGUUUGAUGGGAGAGGCGUGCGUAAACGGCUGCGUGUCUAAGAACGCAAACAGCACGUGCGCUGCGGGCUCCAUGUGGCGCGACACACACACGUGCGUGCCCGUACAGGACUGCACUUGUAACUUCCAAGGACGGAUUGUUAAGCCGGGAGGCGUGAUCGUGGACGGCUGUACCAAAUGCCAGUGCCUGGACAACGCGCUCCACUGCGACACAAGUGACUGCGCAUCCACCUUCAUCCCCGUAGAAGGGCCAACACACGCCACCAUGAUCAUCACCGACUCCCACAGAACAGCAUCCACCAUACAAACAUCCAUCACCACGCCCACCACUCCAACCACCAACGCUACUACAUCAUACACAGAAACCACUCCACCAAUAAUUGCAGAGAUUACAACCACUUUUGCUCCCAAAACCACGUGGACUCCCAGUACUGCUAUCCCCACCACUUUUGUACCAACUACUGCGAGUCCGACUUUACCCCCCCUUGUAAUAAAGUCUACGGUCUCACCGCUGCCCAAGUGUAAUCCGAACAACUUCAAGCACCUUCUAUGGAGUCCCCCAGAGCCAGUGGGUGUGGUCACCGCGAGCUCAGUGUUCAGUCCCAUGUUCCAGCCACAAUUUUCAAUGCUAGAUGGACCACCUACUGCAGAAUCUGCUGGCAGCUGGAACCCCCUCGUAUCAGACCAGAACCAGUACAUCCAGGUGGAGUUACCAGAACGAACUGCUGUAUACGGUGUGACUUUACAAGGAAAUCCGAUAUUCGACCAAUAUGUCACGAGCUAUGACGUCAUGUAUGGUGAUGAUGGGCAUGUGUUCUCGCCUGUGGAGGAUUUGGAUGGGUCUCCGAAGGUUUUCCGCGGCCCCAUAGACCACAAAACACCACUCGACCAGAUAUUCGACAAGCCGUUCGAAGCGAAGUUUAUACGCAUCCAUCCUCGCACUUGGCACAACGAGAUUGCAAUCCGCUUUGAUCUUAUUGGCUGUGAGGAAUUCACUACUACUACUUCUACUACAACCACGUCUACUACUACUACUUCUACUACGACUACUUCUACAACUACGACGACUACUACUCCGGAACCUACUACAGUUACAACGCCAUUGAUAGUAACGAUUCCAUCGACUUUGGCGUAUACCACGGAGGAACCAAUGCAAUGUACAGAACCAUUAGGUCUUGGAGCAGACUUGCCCGUAGAGAUGAUCGAAGUGAGCUCGAAUAAUGAUGACAGGCCUUAUCUUAAGCUGGAUAGCGAGAGAGGCUGGAGACCACUUUAUAGCACUCCUGGAGAAUGGAUUAUGUUCAACUUCACCUCCCCCCGGAACAUAACGGGCAUCAAGACAAAGGGUGGUCCCACGGGCUACGUGACCACAUACAACAUCAUGUAUACCUCUGACCUGAGCAUAUUCAACCCGAUGCUGGACCAGAACGGCUUCCCCAGGAUGUUCCCCGGGAACUUCGACAGCAGUUCCGUGGUGAUGAACGAGUUCAGACCGCCAUUGCACGCGCAGUACUUGAAAUUGUUGCCGGUCAAGUGGGAUAGGGCGUUGGAGAUAAGCGUGGAGCCGAUUGGAUGCUUUGAGCCGUAUCCGGCGACCGUCCCCCCCGCGGACGAGCGCGCCCCCGCCCCCGCCCCCGCCCCCACCCCCUUGCCGUGCGCGCUGUGCCCCGGCGUCACACUGCGCGAGUGCGCGUGCGCAGCCCCACUGCACUAUGACGGGGACUCGUGCGUGCCCAGGGACCAGUGUCCCUGUAUGAUUGGCUUCUUUACAUACCCAGUCGGAUCUAAGUUCCGUGAUGACGAAUGCAGGGAAUGUGUGUGCAAACUUGGCGGCAUCACCGACUGCAAGCCCGCUGUUGAUUGCCAGUGUGCACCUGACCUCGUCCCUCGUCUAACAGAUGAUUGCGAAUGCCUCUGCGAACCUUGUACCAAUGGCACCAAAAUAUGCCCGACCAGCAAGUUAUGUCUACCUCUCGACAAGUGGUGUGAUGGUCUCCAAGACUGCCCUGAUGAUGAGAAGGAUUGCCUCACCACCACGCUGAUGCCGGUCACGGAAACUGUGAUCACCACUGUGAUGGCCACAGUUGCUAAUACACCACCUACCACUAAAGUUACUACACCAGCUCCUACUACUACUACUGAGAAACCCUUCGAAUGUCCCAAAGCGGAGUGUCCUGCUGGCUACACUAUACACAAAGUGAACAGCAACGCCGGCAACAAGCCGGGCUAUAGCCGCUAUAAGUACAGGGGAGGUUACGCUAAGGGAGGAUACGCUAAGGGAGGAUACGCCAAGGGAGGAUAUUCUAAGGGUGGACGAUAUAGUCGACCACAAAAGGACGUGUUUUCUCUCAACAAGCCUGUCACCACUGGUCCAGGGAGCACCAAACGCGAAUGCGAACAGUUCAAGUGUAUACCACCAAUGUUCGUACCAUCCCGACCUCCUGGUGCUCCACCACCAUGUGCAGCACCAGCUUGUCCACCCAAGUAUAUGUUACGGCUCGACACAAAGAGAUUGGAUGAGGAGUGCCCACAAUACGUUUGCGAACCACCGCCCGAACAAAUGCACUGGUGCAACAUGACGGGUCGUACAUUUAACACCUUUGAUGGGCUGGAAUACAAGUAUGAUGUCUGCCAUCACAUACUGGCUAGAGAUAACAGACUCGACUCCUGGGCUGUGCUUGCCAGAAAGAGGUGCACAGUUGACGGAGGUUGCAAAAACGAGCUAAUAGUGAACCAAGACGAAGAAAUUAUCACCGUUAGGCCAGAUUUCAUAAUCCAGUACGACAAUUACGAAUAUACAGUGGAACAGACACAAAAAAUCUGUUUCCAGAAGAACAGUUUCAAAGUAUCGCAGCUCGGAACUGGUUUAGAAAUAAGGUCGUUGAGAUAUGGCUUUGUCGUGACAUAUACACAGGAUGGUGACAUUAAGAUUGGGCUGGGCGAACAAUGGAAGAACAGCGCGGACGGUCUGUGCGGCGCGUUCGACGGCAGGCUGGAACACGAGCGGCGGCUGCCGGGCGGCAGGACUGCGGCCAGCACGGAGCAGUUCGCGCGCGCGUGGCGCCGGCCGGGCGGCGAGCCCGCCGCCUGCCGCGCCAAGCUCGUGCCGCCGCAGCACCAGCAGCGCGCCUGGGACCUGUGCAAAGUGAUCACGCAAGAGCCGCUAUCCCGUUGCGCUAACGUGCUCAACCUGGACAAGUGGCGCAGCAUCUGCCUGGAGAAGAUCUGCGAGUGCACGGAGAUGGUGGUCAACGGUACUAAGAACACGGAGGAACAGUGCCGCUGCCAGCUGCUGGACCAGCUUGUGGCGGAGUGCCUCGCAGCUGACGCCAACAUCGAUCUGGAAGAUUGGAGGAUUCAGAAUAAUUGUCCGGCGGAGUGCCCCGCCCCACUGCGACACCACGACUGCUACCGCAAGCGCUGCGAGCCAGCAUGCGGGCCGCUGCACAGCGGGCUGGCGGCGUGCCCGCCCGCGCCUGGCGUGUGCUUCCCCGGCUGCUUCUGCCCCGAGGGCACGCUGCGCCGCGACGACCAGUGCGUGCUGCCCCACGACUGUGUCGACUGCGUUUGCAAGGGCACGGGCACACCGGCCAAAUACAUAACAUUUGAGGACGACUAUCUACCACACCUUGGAAACUGCACUUACCUCGUCUCCCGGGACUUAAAUGAAAACGGAGAACAUAAAUAUCAGAUCUAUGCAACGAACGGUCCAUGCGAAGAGAAUCCCGAAGCUGCGUGCGUCAAAAUAGUUCAUCUUAUACAUGGAAAUAACACGAUACGCGUCAGCAAAGAUCCUGCCACUAAGAAGUUGGUGACGCUAGUGAACGGUAAUCAAGUGUUCCGCUAUCCACUUGACAACGAGUGGGCGCUCGUGUCCAUGAUGUUCGGACAAGACGUCAGUGUUGCCAUACCCGACUUGUAUCUUGAGUUACAAGUGAAACAAGAGAAGAUGGAGAUAUUAGUACAAGUUCCGUCCCACGUGUACACGCGUCGUACGGAGGGCUUGUGCGGUGUGUGCGGUUCCGAUCGACCGCAACUGACCACUAGUAAGGGAGAAACUACUGAAGAUUUGUUGGCGUACGGCGCCAGCUGGCAAGCGAGUCCCGAAGCCCUAACCACACUGGGCGAAGCACCAGAACAAUGUGGUGAACAAAAAGAAACGCGCUGUGAACCGCCCCCUCCGGAUCGCAACCCGUGCUUGCAGAUACAGAAUGCGGAUAAGUUUGGCGCGUGCCACGCGCUCAUAGAGCCCAAAGACUACGUAGAGAAAUGCGAGGCAGAACUGUGCGAACUGAACACGACGGACGCUUGCGCAGUGCUAGCCCGGUAUGCAGCAGAGUGUCGUGUGCAGGGCGUCUGCCUCAGCUGGAGAGAUGAGAUCUGCCCCUUGCCUUGUGAGGAGCCAUUCGUGUACAGACCAUGUGUGGACUGUGAACGCACGUGUGAGAACCACGAAGACCUAGAGAAGAAUCCCAAGAAAUGUACCAACCAACCCGUUGAAGGUUGCUUCUGUCCUGAAGGAAAAGUGCGGGUAAACAACACAUGUAUCGAACCGGCGAAGUGCUUCCCCUGUGACUCCAAUAGUGAACAUUAUGCUGGAGACGAGUGGCAGGAGGACGCAUGCACCAAGUGCACGUGCAGCAAAGUGGAAGGCAAGAACCUGGCGCACGUGGCCUGCACCACGCAGACCUGCACUGUGCCCGUGUGCUCGGAAAACGAGAACCUCAUCAAGAAGCCCACCAAACACUCGGCCUGCUGCCCGCAGUAUAUGUGCCUGCCAAAACCAAAGAAAAAUAAGCCAAAUUGCAAGGACGCUAAGAAGAUAGAAUGUGGCUUCGGACAAGUGCUUAAACAGAAAACAAAUGCUGAGGGAUGUAGUGAAUUCACUUGUGAAUGUAUGCCAGCAAACGAGUGCCAACCAAUACCCAGUGACAAUGAAGUGGAAAUGCUAGAGCCAGGAAUGGAACGCACCAUUGACCAAAGUGGAUGCUGUCCAAAAGUGGAACUUGUCUGUCACCCAGAGAACUGUCCUAAAGCACCGGACUGUCCGAAAUUCCAUAAACUCGAAACUGUGAACACUACUGAGAAAUGCUGUCCGGAAUACAAAUGCGAAUUACCCAAAGACAAAUGUAUUGUGACACUGGAAUGGGAGGCCGCUGCAACUGGAGGAGAAAAGAUGCGAGCGAACCCACAAGUUAUGCUUAAAGAUAUUGACGCAGUAUGGGCGGACGGUCCGUGCCGUGCGUGUCACUGCGCAGGAGACACAGCACAAGCUGCGCACGCGCAGUGCACAGUAGAGGAGUGUCCCGCGAUAGUAUCGGAUGCGCAGUUCGUGCGCACAGCGAAACCUGUGCCCUUCGAGUGCUGUCCAAGGACUGUGAGCACCGCGUGUAGGAGUGGAGAUCAUAUAUAUAAGAUUGGCGAAACAUGGAAAUCACCGGACAACGCGUGCGAAUCAUACCUGUGUAAAGAAGUUGGUGAUGGUGAACUUGAGGUCGUCACCACCGUGCAGACUUGUGACACUACCUGCCAACCUGGUUGGCAGUACGAGCCAGCAAAUUCGACUGUGCAAUGCUGUGGUCGCUGUAAGCCAGUAGCGUGCGUGGUCAACGGACAAGUGCACAAUAUCUCCACUACUUGGACGUCAGACGACUUCUGUGUGAACUACACAUGCGUUGACCUUAAUGGAACCCUUCAAGUGCAGUCUUCAAACGAGACAUGCCCGGAGAUUCCAGAGCCAAUGUUGAAGCAAUUUGUGUUCAGCGAUGAGAAAAUACCUGGAAAGUGUUGUCCAAAGCGUGAACCAAUCGCCUGUCGUGUUGGAAACGAAAUCUAUCAGGAAGGACAAACAUGGCCGACCUCAGACCCGUGCAAGAACGUGUCGUGCACGCGGGACUCGUCCGGUCGACUCGCGCAAGUGGAUAGCAUAGAGUCGUGCGCUCAAGAUUGCAAGCGUGGCUGGGGAUACGAACCCGCACCCGCCGGCCAGUGCUGCGGCCACUGCGCACAGCAGCAGUGCGUGCUGGGCGACGUGCUGCGGGAGCCCGGUUCAACAUGGAAAUCCAUGGACAACUGUACAACAUACACUUGCGAGAAAACGGAGGGAGAGGUGUUUGUGACGUCAUCUCGACAACAGUGCAUCGACAUAUCUGAUUGUCCGGAAGAGGAUCGUAUAAUGGAAGACUGCUGUCUCACGUGCAAGAGGAAAACGAUGGAUUUGAAAACAUGUACGGUGAAAGAGCGCGAGGUGGGUGUUGGCGAGUUGCACAUGCGCUCGGGUGCUCGUGGCGACUGUGUCAACCUGCUGCCUGUGCGCGUGCGCGAGUGUCAGGGACACUGCGAGUCCGGCACUUUCUAUAGCAACCAGACGGGCACACACACAUCGGAGUGCGAGUGCUGCACGGCGAGCCGAGUGGAGCCUAUGGGCGUGGAGCUGGUGUGUGCGGAUGGGCGGCGAGCACGCGGCUCGCUCGCCAGCCCCGCCGCGUGCGCGUGCCGCGCGUGCGCAGACACGCGCUCGCCACUUUCCGGCACAAAGACCAACGUGAUCCCGGAGUUCUACAAAAGAUCCUUCCCACCGGAGCAGUGAGAUCAACGGAGUUUAGUUUAUUAAGAGAUCUUGUGUUUAUCAUGUAAAAUAUAUGAAAUGAUGUAAAAUAUACUAUUGAAUUGCA
Messenger RNA from Colias croceus (clouded yellow), 12295 nucleotides. It is a transcript of the gene Hml, whose product is annotated as hemocytin. The transcript is spliced from 74 exons. The record is from RefSeq and is a predicted model, not a curated record. Gene Ontology annotation, molecular function: protein binding; chitin binding. NCBI's taxonomy places the organism in Eukaryota, Metazoa, Arthropoda, Insecta, Lepidoptera, Pieridae. Gene Ontology annotation, cellular component: extracellular region; extracellular matrix.